Molecule: messenger RNA, 1169 nt
Organism: Bursaphelenchus okinawaensis
Lineage: Eukaryota; Metazoa; Nematoda; Chromadorea; Rhabditida; Aphelenchoididae
Source: the annotation of a GenBank genome assembly
AUGGCGUCUAUUCUUUCCGUGUUACCUGAGCGGAUACAUUUCAAGUUUGGAAGUGAGCAAAGGGAUGUGCUCAUAACAAAUAACAGCCAAAGGACUAUAAGAUGCUACGUAUACUUUACAAGUGAUGCGUGUAUUGCUCCCAAUGUAAAAGAAGAAAUUAUUAUCAACAUCGGCUGUACACAUCGUCUCGUGGUGAAACUGAAUAAGUAAGUUAUUUAUUUUAGUAUUAUUUACGAUUUUUAGGUCUUAUAUGGAUUAAUAACAAUCAUGAUCUAAAUUAUAAAAGAUUUAAAGGGUUUUUUUUGUAAAUUGACAGAUUUUAUUAAUAUGAUCGGCGUGUUUUACUAAAAAACGUCUUUUAGAUAUCCGGUUAAUUCUAAAUUAUACAUUCGGUAUACAACAACGGACAAAAAGGUAUUUGGAAUGGAGGAAGUUGUAAUGUAAGAUACAGUUUUUUAAACGUAUAUUAGGUAUUUAGAUAUUCAAAAUAUGACGAACUCCACGUUUGCCAGACAAAGGAAUAUGUGGUGGAUACAUCGCGAUUCAUCAACAAAGAUCCAUACACCGAUUUUUUAAUAGUAUGUGAAGGUGGAGAGCUAAAUGUAAGAUUGCUUUUAUUUAUGUAAAAACCUCUGUAUUUGAACAGUUUGGUAUUUUUAGGUAACAACAGAACAUUUAUCUUUUUUUGACUAAACUUUUUUGUUUAUUAAACAAUCUUGCAUUUUUUCUAAUUUUUUCGUUUUUAGGUUUCGAAACUAAAACUGGCCUCUUCGUCUUUUUUCUUCGAAAUACUUUUUAGAACGAAUUAUUUCUGGAGGGAGAAUACUACAGGGGAAAUCGUAUUGCCUUAUGAUUACCAGAAUAUGAAGGCUUUGAUAGAAUUUACAUAUGGGAACCGGAGGCCGUUUCACGGGCGAGAAGCCAUGUCGAUCAUACAUAUUGCGAAGUACUUCGACAUGAAUCCACUAGUAGUAAGUUGAGUAUUCUUUCGCAUAACUGUUUAAUAUUUAAUUUGGCUUUAUUUAUUAUUUAAGGACUUCUGUAUACCAUACAUCGUCGCAUUUAUCAACACAGAAACAAUCGAUGAAAUAGCAACGGUUUCUCACAAAUACAACAUUUACGAGCUGCAUCAUGAAUGCGUUAGGUUUCAGCAGUCUCUGCGACUAUGA